AUGACCGCCGACAACCCCACCCCAAAACGACGAAUCUAUCUCAACGGCUUUGACAUGUUCACAGUCGGCCAUCUGUCAUUCGGUCAAUGGAAGAACCCUACCGACCGAUCGGCGACAAAGCGACGAGAUCUUUCAUACUGGACUGACCUAGCCAAGAUUCUGGAGAAAGGAGAUUUCAAUGCCUUAUUUCUCGCCGAUACUUUCGGUCUCUAUGACACUUACAAGGGAAGUGCAGAGCCGGCUAUUCGUAACGCAGCUCAAUAUCCAAUGGGAGAUCCUGCAAUUCCAAUCUCUGCCAUGGCAUCAGUGACCAAGAACCUUGGGUUUGCUAUUACCACGUCUACAUCCUAUGAAGCUCCAUAUGUUGUCGCAAAGAGAUUUUCAACUUUGGAUCACCUUACGAACGGUCGAUUUGGAUGGAAUAUUGUAACUUCAUGGAAAGCUUCUGCUUCGAAAGCUGUUGGAUUGCCCCUCAUUGAUCACGACAGACGCUAUGAGAUUGCGGAUGAGUACCUGACAGUGCUUUACAAACUCUGGGAAGGAAGUUGGGCAGAUGACGCCCUCAAGGAAGAUGCAAAGACAGGCAUCUACACAGAUCCCAGUCGAAUCAAAUACGUUCAUCACCACGGGGAUCACUUCUCAGUCGAUGGUCCACACAUUCUAGAUCCAUCCCCUCAACGCACUCCGUUCCUAUUCCAAGCGGGUACUUCUCCAGCCGGCGUCGCAUUCGGGGCAAAACACGCCGAGGGUGUGUUUGUAUCAGCUCCAUCUCCACACAUUCUCGCUCCUCGAAUCCAGGCAAUUCGCGAGGAAGCAGCCAAGUCCGGGCGUGAUCCAAGAUCUGUCAAGGUCUUUGCCAUUCUGACUCCAAUCAUUGGCCGAACAGAGGAGGAAGCUCAGGCAAAAUACCGCGAGGCACUUGAUAACGCCAGUGAAGAGGCUGGUCUCGCUUUCUUUUCCGGUGGAAGUGGCAUUGAUCUCAGCCGUUUUGAUCUAGACACGCCUAUCAAGCCAUCUGACGUUCAUGUUGACGCACGGGUUCAUUCAACCAUCAACACGCUCUCGUAUCAGAGCCCAGAUGUGCCUGAAUGGACGCCACGAAACAUUGGGAAGCACAUCUCCAUCGGUGGUGCUGGACCUGUUCCAGUUGGAACUGCGAGCACCGUUGCAGACUUUCUCGAAGAAUGGGUUCGGGUUGCUGAUCUAGAUGGCUUCAAUAUCGGGUACGUGCAAACUCCGGGGACAUUUGAAGAUGUGGUGGAGCUUUUGGUGCCCGAAUUACGUCGAAGGGGUAUAUAUGCCCCCAAGGGAGAGAGCGGAACUAUGCGCGAGAGGAUAUAUGGACCUGGCCAAAAGCUGCUGAGGGACGACCAUGUCGCAACACAGUACCGCUAUGAUGUUUAUGAUGGUAAAUAG
Penicillium daleae is the source of this 1416-nucleotide messenger RNA. Its product is annotated as LLM class flavin-dependent oxidoreductase. Gene Ontology annotation, molecular function: monooxygenase activity; oxidoreductase activity, acting on paired donors, with incorporation or reduction of molecular oxygen. The coding region runs from base 1 to 1416 and encodes 471 amino acids. The record is from RefSeq and is a predicted model, not a curated record. The transcript has 4 exons. NCBI's taxonomy places the organism in Eukaryota, Fungi, Ascomycota, Eurotiomycetes, Eurotiales, Aspergillaceae.